Cutaneotrichosporon cavernicola is the source of this 1566-nucleotide messenger RNA. RefSeq lists its product as uncharacterized. NCBI's taxonomy places the organism in Eukaryota, Fungi, Basidiomycota, Tremellomycetes, Trichosporonales, Trichosporonaceae. Gene Ontology annotation, cellular component: COPI vesicle coat. Gene Ontology annotation, biological process: Golgi localization; endoplasmic reticulum to Golgi vesicle-mediated transport; retrograde vesicle-mediated transport, Golgi to endoplasmic reticulum. The record is from RefSeq and is a predicted model, not a curated record. The coding region runs from base 1 to 1566 and encodes 521 amino acids. The transcript is spliced from 4 exons.
AUGGUCGUUCUCGCCGCGUCCAUCUGCACCCGAAGCGGGAAGCCGCUGCUUUCUCGACAGUUCCGCCCUAUCCCGCGCUCGCGCAUCGACGGCCUGCUUGCGUCGUUCCCCAAGCUCAUCCCCGCCAACUCGCAACACACGACGGUCGAGACGAACGAUGUGCGUUUUGUGUACCAGCCGUUCGAGGAGCUGUUUGUGCUCUUGAUCACCAACAAGGGAAGCAACAUCCUGCAGGACAUCAACACGCUUCAGCUGGUGGUGCGCCUCAUUUCGUCACUCACGCCCUCCAUGACCGAGGCAGCGAUCCUUCACCACGCGUUCGACCUGCUGUGUGCGUUUGACGAGGUUGUCUCGCUUGGCUACAAGGAGAACGUGUCCCUGCAACAGGUGCGGAGCGUACUCGAGGGCGAGUCGCACGAGGAGAAGAUCCAGGAGAUCAUCGCGCGCAACAAGGAGGCCGAGGCAAAGGAGGAGCUCAAGCGCCGCGCCAAGCAGCUCGAGAUGCAGCGCCGCGAGCAGCAGCGCAAUGCGCAGGCGUCGCGCCACGGAAGCGGCAUGGGGGGGAUGGGCGGGGGUUACGGCGGCAUGGCUGGCGGAUACGCGCCUGUGGCGUCAACUCCGCGCUUCGAGGCACCACAGCAGGAGUACCGCACACCAUCCCCAGCACCAGCUACGUCCAAGCCCGUGUUCAAGGGCAGCGGUAUGAAGCUCGGCAAGAAGGGCCGCCAGAACGACCUCAUGUCGGCGCUCGGUCACGAGGUUGAGCUCGAGCCGGAGCCGGAGCCGGAGCUAGAGCCAGAGCCAGAGCCGGAGGUCGCCGUGUCGGCGGACGUCCUGGACAAGGUGGAGCAGGAGAGCGUGCACGUCACGAUCAAGGAGGAGCUGUCGGUUACGAUGCACCGCGACGGGGGGCUGGAGAACUUUGAGCUGAAAGGCGACCUGGACCUGCGCAUCUCUGAGGCCGACUACGCCAAGCUCAAGCUCACGCUCACGCCCAACGACUACUCGGACCUGCAAUUCCGGCAGCACCCCAACGUCGCCAAGUUUGCGCCCAAGGGCGACAAGGUCAUUGCGCUCAAGGACGCGAGCCGCUCCUUCCCAGUCGGGCAGGGACUCAAGGUCCUUCGCUGGAGAUUGGCGUCCAAGGACGAGAGCAACGUGCCUAUUACUGUGACGGUCUGGCCUCAAGGCCGCGGUGACGGUACCUCGGACGUUGCGGUCGAGUACGAGCUCGAGGCGCAGCACCUGACGAUCCGCAACCUCGUCAUCUCGAUCCCCAUUCCACCCAACGCCCUCCCCGUUGUCGCAGACCCAGAUGUCAACUGGAGCGCGGACCGCGGCGCGUUCACGUGGACGAUCGACGAGGUCGACGCCGACUCGCCGAACGGCUCCCUCGAGUUCCACUGCGACGGCGACGGCGACGCCUUCUUCCCCGUCAACGUUGGGUUUGCGGCCGCCGGCUCGCUUGCCAACGUCGACGUUGCGAGCGCUGAGCUCCUCGCUGGCGGCGACGUCACCUUCUCGCAGGAGAAGGUGCUCACGGUUGACAAGUAUGAGAUUGUCUAA